Diaporthe amygdali is the source of this 558-nucleotide messenger RNA. Its product is annotated as 60s ribosomal protein l17. Gene Ontology annotation, molecular function: structural constituent of ribosome. The transcript has 4 exons. The coding region runs from base 1 to 558 and encodes 185 amino acids. The record is from RefSeq and is a predicted model, not a curated record. Gene Ontology annotation, biological process: cytoplasmic translation. Gene Ontology annotation, cellular component: ribosome; cytosolic large ribosomal subunit. NCBI's taxonomy places the organism in Eukaryota, Fungi, Ascomycota, Sordariomycetes, Diaporthales, Diaporthaceae.
AUGGUUCGCUACGCUGCCACCGAGAUCGCGCCCUCCAAGUCGGCCAAGGCCCGCGGUGCCUACCUCCGAGUUUCUUUCAAGAACACCCGCGAGACCGCCCAGGCCAUCAACGGCUGGAAGCUGCAGCGCGCCGUCAAGUUCCUUGAGAACGUCAAGGAGAAGAAGGAGAUCGUCCCCUUCCGCCGCUACGCUGGCUCCAUCGGCCGUGCUUCGCAAGGCAAGCAGUGGGGUGUCUCCCGUGCCCGAUGGCCCGUCAAGUCCGCCGAGUUCCUUCUGCAGCUCCUGAAGAACGCCGAGUCCAACGCCGAUGCCAAGGGUCUUGACACCAGCGCUCUGGUCGUCAAGCACAUCCAAGUCAACCAGGCCCCCAAGCAGCGCCGACGAACUUACCGUGCCCACGGUCGUAUCAACCCCUACAUGUCCAACCCCUGCCACAUCGAGCUGAUCCUUACCGAGGCCGAGGAGGUGGUCCAGAAGUCCGAGGCUGUUGUUGGCCGUGAGGAGCGCCUGAACUCGAGGCAGCGUGGUGCGCGCACGCGCAAGGCCAUCACCGCCUAA